AUGAGCAAUCAUCCUUACCGUUCACUUCCAUAUCCUUUAAAGGAAAUGAAUCAGGAUGAUAACAAUUUAAACGAAAUUUCGCAAGGCAUAGAAGGUUUACAAUUACCACCAAAUCAUAAUAAGGAUUAUAAUAACGUACAACCAUCUCAAGGUAACAUAAAAAAUCAAACUAUACAUCACUUACCAUCUCAUUUAGUUCCAAAUAACAAUUUAUCUCCGAAAUUUCAAUCUUCCCCAAAUAAACCUUCAUUUUCUACCAUUCCAUAUCCUACUGAAGAAAAACUGUUACCACCAUAUUUUGAUUCCAAAGAAAGUGUUGUUAUGUCUCCUCCUUCAAAUCCACUUUCAGCUACAUCAUCAGUUACAAAUUUAAAUUUAAAUUUAGAUACAUUAGACAAUAAUAAUUUUAAACACCAAAGAAAUUUGUCUUCUAGCUCGUCCAUUUUUAAUGAUUCAUCACUGGUGGUUGAUUUUAAUCAAAAUCUAAUACAACUGUAUUUAGGUUCUAAUUCAUCAAAUUUGAUUCCUAGGAUUAAGACAUUAGAAUUAUAUAGAAAAAAUGCUAGGAAAUCCAAUGAUCCAAAAGUUUUAUUUCAAUACGCACAAUAUUUAUUACAAACUGCAUUAGUCAUUGGAGAAUCUAGUGCUUCAACAUCGCCACAACUUUCUCCGAAAAAUAGUAAAAAUAAAUCACCUGACAAUGAAAGUGAUGGUUUGAAAAAAGCUUUAUUAAAAGAAGCUUUGCAUUAUUUAAAGAAAUUAUCAGAUAAAGGUUAUGUUGAAGCUCAAUAUUUAUUAGGUGAUGCAUAUUCUUCUGGUGCUUUAGAUAAAAUUGAUAAUAAAGAUGCAUUUGUAUUAUUUCAAUCUGCUGCAAAACAUGGUCAUGUUGAGUCCGCUUAUAGAACCUCCUUUUGUUAUGAAGAAGGAUUAGGUACCGGUAGAGAUGCAAGAAAAGCAGUUGAAUAUUUAAAAAUUGCUGCUGCUAAAAAUCAUCCUGCUGCAAUGUACAAAUUAGGAGUUUAUUCAUUUUAUUCAAGAAUGGGUUUACCAAAUGAUAUGAAUACAAAAAAGAUGGGUAUAAAAUGGUUAACAAGAGCUACUAAUGUUGCAACUGAAUUAACUGCUGCUGCACCUUUUGAAUUGGGUAAAUUAUAUUUUAAUGGAUUUGCUGAUAUAGUCAUACAAGAUAAAAAAUAUGGUUUAGAAUUAUUUGCUCAAGCUGCAGCUUUAGGUCAUAUUGAAUCUUCAUAUAUAUUAGGUAAAGCUUAUGAAGAAGGUUCAUUAGUUCCACAAGAUGCUAAUUUAUCAGUACAUUAUUAUACUCAAGCUGCUUUAAGAGGAGAUCCAAAUGCUAUGCUUGGUUUAGUAGGUUGGUAUUUAGUUGGCUCAGAUCCUUUUCUUACAAAAGAUGAAAAUGAAGCUUUUGAAUGGGCAAAACGUGCUGCUUUAUGUAAUUUACCAAAAGCCCAAUUUGCAUUGGCUAAUUUUUAUGAAAAAGGUAUAGGUUGUACAAAAGAUUUAAAAGAAGCUCAAAAUUGGUAUAUUAAAGCUGCCGAAAACGGUGAUGAAAAAUCCAUGUCAAGAAUUAAUGAUAAAGAAUUAAUCAAAAAAAUUCAAAAAGACUGGAAAAAGAAACCCUUAGAUUCUAAUUCUGCAACAGAAAAAGAUUGUGUAAUAAUGUAA
This is a messenger RNA of Insectozyma verbasci, 1683 nucleotides long. NCBI's taxonomy places the organism in Eukaryota, Fungi, Ascomycota, Pichiomycetes, Serinales, Debaryomycetaceae. The record is from the annotation of a GenBank genome assembly.